AUGCCGACCGCACGCCUCCCGCAGACGUCGUCCUCCGAACGCCUCCCGCAGAUGGAGCCCAAAGCCCCUCGCCGCCCUUACGCCGUCUCCGCGUUGCCGGAGACGGUGUCCCACCUCGUGAGGAUCGGCGGGUACUCGCGCGCCAAGAAGGUGCCCAACGGCAAGUUCGUCGAGGCCAGGAGGUUCACCGUCGGCGGCCGCACGUGGUUCAUCCGGUUCUACCCCAACGGCCACGGCCCCGGCGAAGCCGGCGCCGUCUCCGUCUACGUCGGCAUGGACUGCUGCGAGGACGCCAACGGCCCCACGGUCGUCGCCAACGUCCGGUUCAGCCUCCUGGACUGCGACGGGAAGCCGGUGCCGACGUUCGUCGAGGCCAUGUCCGGCGUCGACUUCUCCGAGAACGACUUCGGGAUGAAGAUGAAGAGACGGGAGCUCGAGGCUUCGGGCCAUCUGCGCGGCGACGGCUUCACCGUCCGGUGCGAACUCGCCUUCGUCAACUCCGGCGCAGGAGGCCACCUCAAGGAGGAGCGCGGCGUCAAGGUGCCGCCGUCCAACCUGCACCGCCACCUCGCCGAUCUCCUCCGGCAGAAGCAAGGCGGCGACGUCUCCAUCGUGGUCCAGGGGAAGACGUUCACGGCGCACGGGUGGAUGCUCGCCGCGAGGUCACCGGUCAUGGCCGCCGAGCUCUCGUCCCACCACGACGACGCCAAUAACCACCCGCCGCCGACGACGCUGCUGCGCGUCGACGACGACAUGGAGCCCGAGGUGUUCGGGGCGCUGCUCCACUUCAUCUACACGGACACGCUGCCGCCGGACAUGACGACGAAGGAGGCGGCGGCGGCGGCGAUGGCGGCGAGGCUGCACGUGGCGGCGGGAAGGUACGGGAUGGAGAGGCUGCAGCUGAUGUGCGAGGACGCGCUGUGCCGGAGCGUGAGCGUCGACACGGUGGCCUCCGCCGUCGUGUUCGCGGAGAACCAUGGCUGCCGCGUGCUCAAGCGCGCGUGCCUCGACUUACUCUCGUGCAGGCGGAAGCUCAGGCAUCUCACCAACCUGGACGACCAGUUCCGUCUGCUCACGAGCUGCCAUCCUGUCGUCAAGGAACUCUUUCUGCAGAUCUGGACGACCAGUUAUCAGUUGUUUUGGUUUCUCUAG
This is a messenger RNA of Oryza brachyantha (malo sina), 1152 nucleotides long. RefSeq names its product BTB/POZ and MATH domain-containing protein 1-like. Gene Ontology annotation, biological process: protein ubiquitination. NCBI's taxonomy places the organism in Eukaryota, Viridiplantae, Streptophyta, Magnoliopsida, Poales, Poaceae. The coding region runs from base 1 to 1152 and encodes 383 amino acids. The transcript has 2 exons. Gene Ontology annotation, molecular function: protein binding. The record is from RefSeq and is a predicted model, not a curated record.